AUGUUAAACUUUGCCAUAGCUCAGGGCAUCAUUGUCCUAAUUGGCAUUCUUGUUUAUUCUCUUUUCUUUCACAAAAAGCGGGAAGUUCUCCUGCCUUUACCGCCUGGCCCAAAAGGUCUCCCUAUUCUCGGCAAUAUCAGAGACGUGCCGGCUCCUGGACAACCAGAAUUCGAGUACUGGCUGACGCUGAAAGAAAAAUAUGGUCUCAUAAGCUCUGUAACCGUCUUAGGGCAUACGCAGAUCUUCAUUCAUGACCAGGAAGCUAUUACAGAGCUCUUGGAGAAAUCGUCUUUAAAGACUGCUUCGAGGCCCCAGAUGAAUUUCUUAAACCUGUCUGGCUAUGGUCGGUGGUUGAGUGUGAUGCCAUAUAACAGCCAGCAUCGAUUUUUCCGCAAGAUGAUCCAUCAGCAACUCGGAACCAAGCUCCUUUCGACUCAAUACAUUGAUAUUCAAGACGUUGAAUCAAAGCGUUUUCUGUUGCGAGCGUUGAUGGAUCCUACUCAUCUAUUCAGACAUGCACAAACUGAAGGGGCUUCCAUCAUAUUAAAACUCACGUACGGCUAUUCAUCAGAGCUAUAUAAACCAGAUCCUCUUGUUGAGCUCAUCCAAGAGGUUUUAAGAAACGCCUCCUUGGUCGUGGUUCCUUUUUCAUGGGCUGUUGAUCUUCUCCCCGUUAUCUCAUACCUGCCCGAGUGGUUCCCAGGUACAGGCUAUAGGCGGAUUGCUCGCAAAUGGAGAGCGUUGCUCGACGCCUCUGCCGACAUCCCUUAUGACUUUACCAAGGAGCAAAUGAGGCAAGGCUCGUAUCAGUCAUCAUACACGUCCAAGCUUAUUAGCUUCUUCAAGAGAGAUGGCAGAGAGAUUGAUGAAAAGACUGUUGAAGCUAUCAAAUGGACGGCGUCAAUCAUGUUUGCCGCCGGCGCAGAGACUACAGUGUCGACUAUAGUGUCAUUCUUUUUAGGCAUGGUCUUGAACCCCGACGUUCAACAAAAAGCUCAAGAGGAAAUUGACAGAGUGAUUGGCUCCGAUCGCCUACCCGAAGCCAGCGACGAGGAAAACUUGCCCUUUGUGAGAGGCGUGGUCAUGGAAGCUCUCCGAACUUUCCCCGUCGCGCCCAUGGGGUUUGUUCACGAAGCCGCGGAAGAUAUAGUCUUCCGAGGCUACCGCAUUCCCAAAGGAGCAUAUAUACGCCCUUGUAUGUGGUGGUAUUUUCACGAUCCCAAAACAUACGCGGAUCCCUCGAGGUAUGACCCUGGGCGUUACCUCGCGCCCCGGAGCGAGCCAGAGCCCAUGGAGGCAUUUGGGUACGGUCGUCGGGUGUGCCCAGGCAGGUUUGUUGCUCAAGGAACUCUCUUCCUCACAAUCUCACGAACUUUGGCGGUUUUUACAAUGAGCAAGGCGGUGCAAAACGGAAAGCCGGUUGAUUUUGAGCCCAAGCAUGCAGAAGGCGGGCUGGACCAUCCGCAAGAGUUUCCCUACAGCAUUGUUCCACGGAGCGAAAAGCAUGCAGAAUUAAUUCGAAGAGUAGAAGUGGAUCGCCCGUGGGAAGGAAGCAGCGUGGGCGCUAUUCAGGGAAAUGCUUUGUUUGACAAGUAUAAGGCGAGCUGUGAUGCUGGAAUAGACAACUACCGAGCUUGA
Trichoderma aggressivum f. europaeum is the source of this 1638-nucleotide messenger RNA. RefSeq lists its product as uncharacterized. The record is from RefSeq and is a predicted model, not a curated record. Lineage: Eukaryota; Fungi; Ascomycota; Sordariomycetes; Hypocreales; Hypocreaceae. The transcript is spliced from 2 exons. Gene Ontology annotation, molecular function: monooxygenase activity; iron ion binding; oxidoreductase activity, acting on paired donors, with incorporation or reduction of molecular oxygen. The coding region runs from base 1 to 1638 and encodes 545 amino acids.